Geodia barretti is the source of this 4733-nucleotide messenger RNA. Lineage: Eukaryota; Metazoa; Porifera; Demospongiae; Tetractinellida; Geodiidae. The record is from the annotation of a GenBank genome assembly.
AUGCCGCCACUAGUGGUGGGCGAACUGCGGCGGGUGCCGUCCCUCCUGGCCGCGGCUCUGCUGCUGUUGACCGCACUUGGCACCGGCUCAGCUCAGAACGGUGUACUGGUCAUUGGGGACUUAGCAAGAGGCAGAACGUUUACAGCCUCUUCUACAUGUGGACUGACUGGGCCCCAGACGUUCUGUUCUCUUGAACACACCAACACUACAGCACUAGACACCAAUGGCAGUGUGGAGUGUUUUACCUGCGACAGCUCUGACCCUGAAAUCUCUCAUCCGGCGAGGUUUCUAAGUGAUUCACCGACGGCUGGUACCUGGUGGCAGUCUGAGACUGGAAUCGAGGACGUGACUCUCGAACUGCAGCUCGAGGCUCUGUUCUCGUUCUCCGAGGUCAUCGUCACGUUCCGGUCACCGAGACCAGCGUCUCUUGUGGUGGAGCGAUCGAGGGAUUUCGGAGCCACGUACGAACCGUACCGGUUCUACUCGAACGAUUGCGAGGGAGACUUUGGGAUGCCGGACCGGUCCGGUGUUGUGACUAGUGCUGACGAAGUAAUCUGCACCUCCCAGUACUCCGGUAUUGAGCCCCUUACAAAUGGAGAGAUAACAUACAGAGCUGUUCCACCAUCGCUAGGGGAUACAGAUUACAACUCUCCUGUCGUUAUCAACCAAACGACCCUCACUAAUCUCAGGAUACGGUUUCUAAGGCUCAACGUGCUCCCCGGAGACGACCUCUCCGACCCCAUCACAGCUCUAAGCUACCAGUAUGCAAUAUACAGCAUAGCGGUGAAAGGCUCUUGUUUCUGCAACGGACACUCUCUCACAUGCACACGUCAUCAAAACAUCACUCAGUCUGAACCGGAAAUGUCAUCGUCUACUCUCCCUGACACUAGGUUCACUCAGAAUGCCAGUGUACUGGGAACACGGAUGGACCACACUGCGAUCGCUGUCUUCCUCUGUUCAACGACAGACCCUGGCUCCCAGCCAACGGACCUGGAGAGACUCUGGACUCCUCCAGACACUGUCAGGAGUGCCAGUGUUAUGGACGGGCCACGAGCUGUCAUUUCGACCCCCAGGUUGCCGUGGAGACGGGGGGCAGUGGGGGCGUGUGUGACGACUGCACGGGGGGCACCACGGGGAGGAUGUGCCACCAGUGUGCGGUGGGCCUUUUAUAGGAACAUCUCUGCGGAACUGAGCGAUCCAGAUUUGUGCAUUCCGUGUGACUGCAGUGUGUUCGGAUCUCGCAGCUCAAUCUGCAACACCACGACCGGGCAGUGCGACUGCUCCGAGGGUUUCGCCGAGCUCACCUGCGACGCAUGCGCUCCUUCCCUCUUCCUCCCCGACCCCGAUUCCGGCUGCGUUCCCUGCGAUUGUAACGAGCGGGGGUCCAACUCGUCCGUGUGUCUCGGGGAAGACGGUCAGUGUCCGUGUAAACCUGGAGUGAGGGGAAGAAGAUGCGAUGAAUGUCGCCCAGAUCAUUUCAUUUUCUCGCCGGAAGGUUGCACCCCCUGUGACUGUGACCCCCGCGGCUCCGUGAGAGACGACGGAGUAUGUGACGGUGAGAGUGGAGAGUGUGACUGUGUAGAGGGUGUGGAGGGGAAGAGGUGCGAUCGGUGCCCCGGUGCCUCGUUGGGGCCCGACAGGAACAUGGUGAGACCGUGCACCGACUGUUUUUGCAACGGAUAUUCUCAAAGUUGCUCACCGGCAGACGGCUGGUACCAGGCCAAUGUGGUCACCGGGUUCGACCGAGGUGGGAUCGCCACGGAGGGUUUCCGUAGCGACGGAGACGUGUUUGCCGACCGACGGACGUCCUUCAACCAGCUGCUGAGUCUCAACCUCAGUAUUCCAAAUAUGGCACCCGACGACCGUUGCCACGUAUUCGUGGAGGUCGUAGGUCGCUCUAGUCGCUAUCGGCAGAUCGCUCUGGUUGCCGAGCUACCACCUCCUAGCAACCAGCCACAGCUGCUAGAGCUACCACUGGUUCCAGGAAACAGACUCCUCGUGGACCUGUGGUUUUGGAAGAGGUUGGCCAGCCAGCGAGAUAUCCGGCAGAUCCUAGCCAACAUACACCGGUUCAGACUCAAAGUCGUAUUUGAGCCCGGAACAUCUCCACUCACUGUGAGGCUCUGCGGUGUGUCCCUUGGUUAUGCCACUACUUCGCUCUCGGACCCCUUCGUAACGGUUCCCCCAAAACCAGUCAACUACGUGGAGAACUGCAGCUGCCCCCUCAACCGGAGGGGCCCCCGCUGCGAAAAUUGUGCCCCCGGCUACACCACCGACCCUUCGUUUGGCGGGGAAUUUGCCCGCUGCGUCCGCUGUUUCUGUAACUUCCACUCGGCGUCGUGCGACCCACUCUCAGGGGAGUGUUUCGACUGUAGCGACAAUACCGAGGGACCGGACUGCGAGAGUUGCCGGGCGGGUUAUUUCAGAGAAUCGGGACUGAGGACUGAUCCGUGCAUGGAGUGUGAAUGCAGCGAGGCCGGGACCGAAGGAGGAGCUUGCCGUGCGGUGGCAGAUGUGUGUCCGUGCCAACAGGGAUAUUCUGGCAGAAGGUGUGAUGAAUGCAGCGAUGGCUACUGGAGUCCCACCACUGGACAGUGCAUUCUGUGUGAAUGUGACCCCGAGGGUUCUCUGGGGCAGUCGUGCAACCAGGCAACCGGGGUGUGCUCCUGCCUGCCACGCGUGGCCGGAGGAAAGUGCACCCACUGCGAGAGUAACUCCACCGAUCUCUUCCCGUCCUGCGAGCCCUGCGACGAGUGCACAGGUCAGUGGCAGGCAAGGAUUAACCCCUUGAGAGCUGAGGUCGAGUCUGCGCUGGAGCUGGCCCGGGUGACCUCAAUGACCCCUGGACCCGAAGGUGUGCCUCUGUUGGUCGUGUUGCUGAACCUUCUCGGCGAGGUGAGAGAGGUUUUGGACGACACUCGGAUCGAUCCCGAGCUUGCCAGGAACGUGACCAAGCUGCACGAGCGACUCUGUGAACUGACCAAUCAGACGCAGGGGCUGUUUGAGCGGAUUGCUGCCGUCGACGACGAGAUUGCCAGACUCGAUGGUGAAACUGAAAGUGUUCAAAACGAGACGUCACGUCUUGUGCUACUCUUAGCGGAGCUCCGAAACGAUUUCGAGGAUAUAUCAGGUCGGUUUGGAAACAUAUCGAUCUCCGAAAUAGAUUUCGAAUCUUACCUGAGUAUCGCUGAGAGGGCCGAGGAGAGAUCUACUAUCGCCGAUCGACUCAUUUCGCACAAUGUGACGACUCUCGUCUCACUUUCUGAGAGUCUUAUUGAGGACUACGGGAGUGAUCUGAAUGAGAGCAGACUAAUCGAACGUCAGGAGGAAAACAUUCGUGUUCUGACUGCAAUCACUCAGAGAAUUGACGAAUACGAGUCUUUUCUAGUCCUGGCAAACGCACAACUUUGCGGAGCCGCGCUAAACGGCUCCGGUGAUGAUGGAACGUGUGGCGAAUGUGGCGGAGUAGAGUGUGAUACGUGUGGGGGGAACCCCCAAUGUAACGGCCUCGUUACCAUGGCUGCCGAGUCACUCGUAGUUUCCAGGCAAGCGCUGGAAGUUGCCGAGGAGUUGAGGAACCAGACACGCGGGCGUGUGACACUCCUACGGAUUCUCUUCACCGAGAUCUCCGUGGUGAUGAACGAGACUUUGGACGCCGAAGCUGCCGCUCGCGAGGUGCAGGCGUCGGCCGAGAGACUCUUCCAAGAAGUCACCGGUCUCCAUGACGACCUCCGGAGAAGGUUGGAGGAGGAGAGAAUCCAUCCCGAUAUCAUUGAGGAGGUUGAGAGGGAGACUCUUUCUCUAUCGCUACCAGUCACCCAAGAAGAGGUAAGAAUAAUGCUAAUGCUCAAAGAAGAGUUUUUGGAGAUUCUGGUGGCAAUCAACAGCACGGUGGAUAUGAUAUUCAGUAGGUUUGGGGUUAAUUCCACGGACCUUCAGAGGAGAGCUGAGACUGCACUAGAAAGAGCUGAGAAUGUCAAUGUCUUUGCAGAGCAACUGGAGGCUAACACCAACACAGCUCUGGACCAGACCAACUCCAGUCUCCUCUCCGCACGACGCUGGCUGGGCAAUCUCACUCAGAGGUUGGGGGCACUCGAGAGCCAAUUGGCUCGCAAUCUCGCAGCUCUCUCCGCCGCUCGUGGCCUCACAGACGAAGCCGAGAAUGCCAGUGCAGCUGUCGAUCUUAGCUCCCAAGAGUUGGAGGAAAGUUUUGCUCAACUCCGCAAUGCCACGGACGAGAAGGUGAGGAUGUCGCAAGAGCAGCUGCAAGAGGCGGAGAGUUACCGCGAGAGGACCGCAGCCCUCAUCGAGAGAACUAGUCAGCAGCUGCUUCUGGAAGAGAACCUGGAGAGGAGGGAGAGAGAUCUGCUGGCUGAGCAGGAAUUCAUCAGAGGAGAUGUCCAGAGGCUCUCGUUGCAGCUGGAAGAGCUGAACGAACUAAUCCAGGUCCACAUUGCCCGCAACACUGCCUGUCUCGACGCCGGCUCACUCCAGAAACGCUGAUUCCCAGACUCCCAUGUCCACACUCCGAGCUCUAGUGUAUUUAUUCCACCCCACUCCCAGCUAUUAGUAUAUUACAUUUAAUUUCCCGACAAGUCCUCAUUUUGAAUUGACGAAACGAAACGAAACGAAACGAAACCUUCUUUAGUCAUGCCUCUGCCGAUUAAUGUCUCAAACAUUUUUCAUAUCAUUAUUAUAUCGCACUACCUGUUGAUCUAACACUGGUAUAGAUU